UGUCCGCGUGACGAGGCGCCACGCUCGGAUAACGGAGCGUUUUGUGAAGCACUUUUUUAAACGCACGUUUGCGACCGAAAGCGCGCGAGCUGUCUCAUCGGUGGGAAUCUAUUAACGUUCAGUUUCCAUCUUUUCCAUUCUUAAGCGGCUCUGUGAAUCCAGGCUGGACUAACUUCACCGUCCCUCAGUGUUCUGACCGCUGUGGGCAGUGGACGGACGCACGGCUGGACUGUCAGGUGGGAGUGAUCAGAGAUGAGGGGAAGACUCUUCAUAAUCCACUCUUUGGCCGUCUCCAUCUCCUUAACGUUGUUUUGGCAAACAAGGUCGGUAUGUGCAGAUACUACAACAGAUGCCUUCAAAAACAACAUCACCCUCUUCACACGUAUCCUGGACCGACUGCUGGAUGGCUAUGAUAACCGGCUCAGGCCUGGACUGGGAGAUCGAGUCACCACUGUGAAGACUGAUAUCUAUGUCACCAGUUUUGGGCCUGUUUCAGACACAGAUAUGGAGUACACAAUAGACGUGUUUUUCAGACAGAGCUGGAAGGACGAGAGGUUGAAAUUUGAGGGACCAAUGAACAUCCUGCGUCUGAACAACCUGAUGGCCAGCAAAAUCUGGACUCCAGACACUUUCUUUCACAAUGGGAAGAAGUCGGUGGCACACAACAUGACCAUGCCCAAUAAGCUACUGCGCAUUCAGGACGAUGGCACAUUGCUGUACACUAUGAGGUUAACAGUACAUGCAGAGUGUCCGAUGCAUCUUGAGGAUUUUCCCAUGGAUUUCCACUCUUGUCCUCUUAAAUUCGGCAGCUAUGCGUAUACAAUAUCAGAGGUGACGUAUACUUGGACGAAGAAUGCUUCAAACUCAGUGGUAGUGGAGGGGGAGAGCUCCCGAUUAAACCAGUAUGACUUGCUGGGACAGACUGUGGGCAAUGAGACCAUCAAAUCCAGCACUGGCGAGUACACAGUGAUGACAGCUCACUUUCAUCUGAAGAGGAAGAUUGGUUAUUUUGUGAUUCAGACGUACCUGCCAUGCAUCAUGACAGUCAUCCUGUCUCAGGUGUCCUUUUGGCUCAAUCGGGAAUCCGUGCCUGCCAGGACUGUGUUUGGUGUGACCACUGUGCUGACCAUGACCACUCUGAGUAUCAGUGCCCGUAACUCCUUGCCUAAAGUGGCCUAUGCUACAGCUAUGGACUGGUUCAUUGCUGUGUGCUACGCCUUUGUCUUCUCUGCCCUCAUUGAAUUUGCUACUGUCAACUACUUCACCAAGCGUGGCUGGGCCUGGGACGGCAAAAGUGUGGUCAAUGACAAGAAGAAAGAGAAAGCAUCAGUGAUUAAGAAAAACAAUGCCUAUGCAGUGGCUGUGGCUAACUACGCUCCCAACAUCACCAAGGACUCCGUCCUGCCCACCAUCGCUAAGGGUGGAGUGGCGGACCCAGGCAAGGCCAAAACCGAGAGCAAACCAGCCGAGAACAAGAAAUCCUUCAACAGCGUGAGCAAGAUUGACCGCAUGUCCCGCAUCAUGUUCCCCGUGCUCUUCGGAACCUUUAACCUUGUCUACUGGGCCACCUAUUUAAACAGAGAACCCGUUAUCAAAGAUAUGGUCCCUUCCAACCAGUAAUUUCCUGUAGUAGCGCUAAAGAUCCACUGAUCAGGACUAAAGAGAAAGCCAAAAAACAUCCAGGGACUCCAUCCACUCAUUCACGUACGCAAGCAGUUCAUCGAUAACAGACCGCCGAGCCAUGGAUCGUUGCAGGACGCCUCUCUUUCUCUUUCCUCUCUUUUCUACACCUUUUUCUGCAGUGCUUUUGAAAUGACAUUGGCCUUUGUAAAUAUGUAUUUAUGGAUAAAAUUAUAUGCCUUGUAUGUCUCUAUUUAUUUAUUUAUUUAUUCA
Colossoma macropomum (tambaqui) is the source of this 1893-nucleotide messenger RNA. Its product is annotated as gamma-aminobutyric acid receptor subunit alpha-2. The transcript is spliced from 10 exons. The record is from RefSeq and is a predicted model, not a curated record. Gene Ontology annotation, cellular component: dendrite membrane; neuron projection; synapse. Gene Ontology annotation, molecular function: benzodiazepine receptor activity; GABA-A receptor activity; transmitter-gated monoatomic ion channel activity involved in regulation of postsynaptic membrane potential. Gene Ontology annotation, biological process: gamma-aminobutyric acid signaling pathway; monoatomic ion transmembrane transport; synaptic transmission, GABAergic. Bases 253 to 1620 code for a protein of 455 amino acids. NCBI's taxonomy places the organism in Eukaryota, Metazoa, Chordata, Actinopteri, Characiformes, Serrasalmidae.